AAGUGGCAGUAAACAGAUUCAAAGCUGAGACUCGCUCAGUGAAUCAUAAUAGAAGAAGCCUUUCACGCAUUCGAGCUCUUCAGAAGAGUUAAUCAAAAAUAUAUUUCAGUAUACCAGUUUUUUGUUUAUUCAACGGAUUUACUUUUGACAACAGGUGAGGACUUACAUUACAAGUUUCAUUUGACCGACGACGAUAAAAUUGGUAAGAAUGGCAGCAGACUGGGUUGGCUGUCUUGUUUCUAUCCACUGUGGAGCAACUUUAGGAGUGUAUCAAGGAGAAGUGUCUUCAGUAGAUCAGACCAGCCAGACCAUCUCUCUCAGACAUCCCUUCCACAAUGGAGUCAAGUGCACUGUGCCCGAGGUCACCUUCAGUGCCAUGGACAUUAAAGAUCUCAAAAUCCUGGAGAUCCAUAAGAGUUCCACUGAAGUCCCAAAGCAGAAUGGUCCAGACACCAGCUCCACAGUGACUCUCGUUAGCGGACGCAAGGAUAAGGGUGGUGGUGGCGCCCCGGUCAGUAGCACUCCUGUGAUGGUCCCUAAUAAAACCGAACCCAAACCACAGGAAGGAGGGGUGUCUCCGGUGCCACACUACUCAAAAAGUUACGGUGAACGUCACAUGGACAUGGCUGUCCAAAGUAAAGGCUUUAGACGAAGACACAACUCUUGGUCGUCUAGUUGCAGAGGCCCAAAUCAGGCCACGCCCAAAAAGAAUGGGUUGAAGAACGGAGGUCAUAUGAAGAACAGAGACGAUGAGUGUUUUGGAGACGGUAUGGACGAUGUUCCCGAUGAGGACUUUGAUUUUGAGGGGAACCUGGCGCUGUUCGACAAGGCUGCGGUGUUCUCGCAGAUCGAUUCGUCAGAACGCCGAGGCAACGGCGCGAGAUCUCGAGGAACGCCUGGAGAGCAAACGCCAUCACGAUACCGGCACGACGAGAACAUCCUAGAAGCCAAACCCGUCGUCUACAGACAGAUCACGGUUCCACAGAAUGGAACCAAAGAAUAUAGCACUGACUCAGGGCUGGUGGUACCCAGCAUCUCUUUCGAGUUGCACAAGCGUUUAUUAGCUGCGGCAGAAAGUCAUGGUCUCUCUCUGGAGCGCAGGCUUGAGAUGACGGGCAUAUGUGCGAGUCAGAUGGCCCUCACGCUACUUGGAGGCCCGAACAGACUUACCCCAAAGAAUGUACAUCAGCGGCCCACGGUGGCCCUGCUGUGUGGACCACAUGUCCAGGGCGCUCAGGGCAUCAGCUGUGGCCGUCACUUGGCCAACCAUGAAGUGGAGGUCAUCCUUUUCCUGCCAAACUUCGUCAAGAUGUUGGAGGCCAUCACCAGCGAACUCGCACUUUUCGGGAAGACGGGAGGCAAACUGGUUUCUAAUGUGAAAGACUUGCCCGAGACGCCAGUUGACCUGGUCAUAAACUGCCUGGAUUCGCAUGAAAACGGAUUCUUGAGGGAGCAGCCCUGGUACAAGGCCGCCGCCGACUGGGCCAAUCAGAACCGAGCCCCGGUACUGAGCAUCGACCCUCCAGUAAGUGGACAGGCACAUGCCGUGGAAGCAAAAUGGUCACUUUCCCUGGGCCUCCCACUGCCUCUCUCCGAGGGGGCCGGCAGAGUCUACCUGUGUGACAUCGGCAUUCCCAGACAGGUGUUCCAGGAAGUGGGGAUCAAAUACCACUCCCCCUUCGGAUGUAAAUUUGUCAUCCCGCUGCACUCCGAAUAAGCCGUUGACUUUCACGGUCAAGGCUUUCUGAACCUGCCUUAAAGAUUUUAAGAAUGAACGGACCUCGGUUUGAAUGUUGCAGCAGAACUGGAACUUCUCAGUCUGUAUUUUUCUCAAGUUCUUCUAUACUUCUGUGCUUAUUCUCCUCAAAGGGAAGUGACGGAAACAAUACCAGCUCUUGUGACAAACCUGAUAUGUUCAAAGCAGAACCAACAUCAGUAUACUCGCCAUCUGAUGCAUUCUAACAGUCUUACAAUAAUCUUUCAAACAGCCGUUUUAAUACACAAGGCUGAUUUAUUUAUUUAAAUCUUUUUGGGGAAGGAAAUGAGAAAACUUUCAUAACCCAUUAAAUGUGCAGUUAUGUCACAAAAACAGCAACUGGCUUACACUUUCAAAUAAAAAUUUCCUGAUCAUUAACUCCACCCAUGUCAUCCAAGAUGUUUACGUCUUUCUUUCUUCAGUCGGAAAGAAAUUAAGGUUUUUGAUGAAAACAUUCCAGGAUUUCUUUCCUUAUAGUGGACUUCCAACGGCUUCCAGACAGUUAAAGGUCAAAAUGAGUUUCGGUGCUUCAAAGCGCUCCACACAAUCCCAGAAGAGGAACAAGGGUCUUACCUAGCGAAAUCUUCAUUGUCAAAAAAAAUAAAAUUAAAAGCAUAUGCUUUAUAAUCAGAAAUACUCUGCUUGCACUGCUCUGCGAUGCACAUCCACGACUUGACGUAAUACAUCAUCACACUGAAAAGGUCACGCGUGACGUAGGCAGAAGUACCAACUUGGUGUUUACAAGCCGAACUUACAAAGACUAAAGUCAAACGCAGUUUACAAAAACAUUUUAUGUGUGUCAUUGAACAUACAACAACAUUGGAACGGUCCUCCUCCUCCACAUUUGUAAACACUGAGUGAGUCAAGCGUGACUUUAUCAAUGUGAUUAUGUAUUACGUGAAGUCAUGGACGCGCAUCGCAGAGCAGUGCAAGGCGAGCUUUUCUGUUUAUAAAGCAUAUACAAUUAUUAUUAUUAUUUUUUUUUUUUUAAAUGACCAUUUCGCUAGAUAAGAACCGUAUUCCUCAUCUGGUAUUGUGUAGAGCGCUUUGAAGCAGCACUGAAAAUGUCAUUUUGACCUUUAACCGUUUAGUAGCCGUUGAAGUCCACUAUAAGGAGAAGAAUCCUGGAAUGUUUUCAUGAAAAACCUUUGAAGAAAUAAAAAUAAACUGUUUGACUGAAGAAAGAACAACAUAAUCAUCUCGAAUGACAUGGUGGUGAGUAAAUGAUCAAGAAAUUUUAAUUUGAAAGUGAACUAAUCCUUUCAUGCGACUUAAUUGGUCUUAUGGCAUUUUUGAAUCAUAUUUUAUCCAAAAGAAAAAAAAGCUUUUAGUUCAUAAUUGCAGAUGCUGACUUAAAUUUGUCCCAUAGAAAACAAAUCUGCAUUAGAUGGGGGUUUCGUCCCCCCUUUUCUUUCUUUUUGUGCCAGAUUGAUCAAAGUCAGUGUCAAGGCACUGAGAGUUCAUUGCAUGCUAAAUUUCUUACAAAGUGUUAUUUGCUUUGUCGACCAAGCCCAGUGUGCUGUAAAUAUGUCAGAUUGACUGGGAUCUUAGCAGUGAUAAAUUGUUGCACACUUGAAUGUUAAGGUAAGUGUACUAAAAAACUAGUUUGGGAUGUUGGUUGCCAUUGGACCAAUUCUGAGCAUUUAAAAGCAAUCAUUGGCCAAUACCACCAGUUUUCUACCGCAAAAUUCAUUACUGUGCUUUACCUCAUUUGCAUUAGUUUCAGUUCUCAGUGCUCACAAAUAAGCAGCUUAUGAAAUCCGGUUUUAAAUGGGUUUCAUAUUGAGUCAGCACAGCCUGUUUGGUUAGCACAAACAAGGAUCUUUUAUUAAGAAAGAUGCUCCAUGUGUUGCAAUAAACCUGCUUGCUGAAAUUGA
Messenger RNA from Carassius gibelio (silver crucian carp), 3633 nucleotides. Its product is annotated as enhancer of mRNA-decapping protein 3. Lineage: Eukaryota; Metazoa; Chordata; Actinopteri; Cypriniformes; Cyprinidae. Gene Ontology annotation, molecular function: mRNA binding. Gene Ontology annotation, biological process: deadenylation-independent decapping of nuclear-transcribed mRNA; P-body assembly. The transcript is spliced from 7 exons. Bases 209 to 1717 code for a protein of 502 amino acids. The record is from RefSeq and is a predicted model, not a curated record. Gene Ontology annotation, cellular component: P-body.